AUGCAACUCUUCCUCCUCGGCUACAUCAUCAUCUCUAUAUGCGAAAUCUUCACAAUCGGAGGCUUCCCGCUGAACAGCACCGUGCGCCUCGCCUUCGUCGCAAUCCACAUCGCCGCCAUUACAGCAACGUCUUGGAUACUCAUGCUGAAUGGCGCUGUCGGUUACCAGCUCCUCGAUGACGGCACUGCAGUAUCGAUUGGUCUGCUUCUCAUCUCGUCUCUGCUGAUCUUCAUCGGCACCGGCUACAUUGCGCUCGACACUGGCUUCAGCUGGACCGGCUACUGGGACGAUACUCUCGGCACGCCCAACCAGGCAUAUGCCUUGUACACUCUAUACCAGCUCGUCCCCCUGGUCUUCCUCGUGAUAUUCUUCCUGUUAGAAGCAUUCCUAGUCCUGCGCAUCCUCGGAGAGCGCAAGCCGAUGCUCUACCUGAUCGGUGCAGCGCUCCUCUUUGCCAUUGGACAAAUCUUCCAAUAUGUCAUCAGCGUGCAUAUCUGCAACGGCACUGACGGAAAAAUCAACGGAGGACUCUUUGAGUCGCUCUUCACCCUACUGGCAGUAAUAAUGGUGUGGGUGUUCUGGUCCAGCAUCACUGAGGAUGACUGGCCAAUGCCCACUGUGGCAGGCGCAGGAGCCUACAAUUGACGAGGCUGGUAAUAUGUGGAGGAAAUGUAAAAGACGUGUGUGAUGCUUCAUGAUUUUCAGCAUAGCGUAUACCAAUUCCUGGGUCUUUGGUGGCGACGUGCGUCGGGCUAUCAUUUGCUGCAUGGUGCACGAUACAUAAUGUUUUAGGAAGGAAAUUCAUAUUCUGCAA
Messenger RNA from Parastagonospora nodorum SN15, 814 nucleotides. RefSeq lists its product as hypothetical. The record is from RefSeq and is a predicted model, not a curated record. The transcript is spliced from 3 exons. Gene Ontology annotation, biological process: protein folding. Bases 1 to 645 code for a protein of 214 amino acids. NCBI's taxonomy places the organism in Eukaryota, Fungi, Ascomycota, Dothideomycetes, Pleosporales, Phaeosphaeriaceae. Gene Ontology annotation, cellular component: endoplasmic reticulum membrane.